Molecule: messenger RNA, 2031 nt
Organism: Metarhizium album ARSEF 1941
Lineage: Eukaryota; Fungi; Ascomycota; Sordariomycetes; Hypocreales; Clavicipitaceae
Product: Outer membrane protein, IML2, mitochondrial/Tetratricopeptide repeat protein 39
Exons: 2
Coding region: 1-2031 (676 amino acids)
Cellular component (GO): mitochondrial outer membrane; cytosol; nucleus
Source: RefSeq, a predicted model, not a curated record
AUGAGUCUUCUCAACGGAUGGUUUCGCAGCGCCAACACGAGCGCCGACUCGCUCAACGCCGAAACAUUUGUCGCGGGGGAGCGAGAAAACCUCGCCGACGCACUGAAAUGGACCGGGCUCAUCAUGAACGACGACAUUGACGGCGCCUGGCAAGGCCUGGAGAAGGGCGAGUCGUCAUUCCACAGCCUCGGAGCCGCAGUCACCUUUUUCAUGCGCUCCAUCCUCGGCUUCGAGAAGCACGUCAUGGCCCAGACGGCCGCCAAGCUGGCCGACUGCGAGACGAGGGCCUUGGCCGAUUACAAAAAGUCCCAAAAGUACGCCGUUUCCCGGCACGCCGCGAGCAGGGUGUACCCCCCGGGCACCGAGUACGAGCUCGUCCGCGCCCAGACCCAGCUGAUGAGUGCCGUCGUGGGCGUUCUCAACGAGAGCCUUGUCGAGGGCAUGAAGAGCUUUUACAAGCUGCGCAAGGCCUUUAUCAUCCUUGAUGGCAUAGUGGCUGUCGAGGCCAAGGCCGCGGCGGCCGGCUCGCGCUCGUCAACGCCGGGACGGGGAGCGCAAACCCCCAACGGCGACAUGGACAACCAUGUCGACAACGCCUCGCCGUCGACGCAUGUGGACAGCGUUCCCCGUCCACCCUCUGGGGACUCGAACGGCGAGCCCCCGGCUGCCCCCCUCGACACGGACCUGGAGGUGACUGACGCCGUCGACGCCUUCAUCCACUCGGGCACAAACAUGUGCUUCGGGCUCAUCCUGCUCAUCCUGAGCCUGGUGCCGCCGGCAUUCUCGCGGAUGCUGUCCAUGGUGGGCUUCCGCGGCGACCGGGUCCGCGGCGUCGGCAUGCUCUGGCGCUCCGCCGCGCACAAAAACAUCAACGGCGCCAUGGCCGGCAUGAUGCUGCUCGCCUACUACAACAGCCUCCUGGGCACCGUCGACAUCUUGCCCAGCGCCGGCGACUACGACCAAGACGCCGAGUCGGUCGGCCCGCCACGCGACAAGUGCAGAGAGCUCCUCGCCGACCUGCGCGGCCGCUAUCCAGACUCGCGGCUGUGGCGCGUCGAGGAAUCCCGCCUCCACGCCAACGACAAAAAGGUCCGCGAGGCAAUCGACGUGCUGUCCUCGGGCAAGGAGUCCACCAUGAAGCAAGUCACGGCCGUCAACGACUUUGAGCUCGCCAUCAACGCCAUGAUCCUGCAGAGAUGGGCCCUCAUGCGCGACACCUUCCUGCGCUGUCUCGAGAUCAGCGACUGGAGCCACGGCGUGUACUACUACAUGGCCGGCUGCGCGUCCCUCGAGCUGUACCGCGACGCCCACCACGCCGGCGACGAGACCGGGGCGCUGGUGCACAAGGCCAAGACGCACGAGUACCUCCGCCGGGCGCCCCAGGUCUCUGGCAAGCACCGCCUCAUGGCCCGCCAGCUGCCGCUCGAGGCCUUUAUCCAGCGCAAGUUGCAAAAGUGGGAGGAGCAGGCCAGGGCGCACGGCGUCGACCUGGCCGACGCCAUUGGGCCCUCGCCCGCCGUCGAGAUGUGCUACUUUUGGAACGGGCAGAAGCGCAUGUCGGAGGAGCAGGUGGGCGAGGCCAUUGCCCACCUCGGCUGGGAGAGGUGCACCGCCGACGCCGACGUCGUGAGCGCCCUGCGGCGGGAAAGGGACGACGUGGCCGUUUGGGCGAUUGGCAUGGCGGCGCUGUUGCGGGCGCAGGGGAAGAUGGACGAUGCGGCAAAGAUUCUCCAAGACAAUGUCCUGGCGUAUGAUGGAUCAGUGUUCAAGGGCACCCACAAGGACGACUACGUGCUGCCCGUGGCCACGUACGAGCUGGCCGUGAUUGCGUGGACGCAGUGCUGCAACCCGCCGGCCGGAACAGCGGACGAAGUGGCCGGCUACAGGCGCGAAAAGGCGAACCAGUGCCAGGAGCACCUGGAAAAAGUAAAAGCGUGGGAGACGUUUGUGCUCGACGCAAGAGUGGGCAUGCGCGUGCAGAGCGGGCUAGAAACCCUGAAAUGGUUCAAAAAGAAGCAUGGCUGGGCGUGA